AUGAGUGCGCUCAGCUGCAAGAAGCUCUACAAGAUGCAGAGCUGGAGGCAUGGAUUCGACAAACGCGAUAUUCUGUACUGUUGGAUGCGCAGAGACAGCAUCGGGCAAGGAUUCAGCGCGAGCCAACGCUGGCGAUCCAUAACGACGGCGGAUGGUGCGUUCCCGUAUUGCAAGCUGCAGCGACGCCAGAUCGAGGAUAUCCGCGACCUGUGGCAGGCCAUAAGCAACAUGGACGGCGCCGCAGGCAUUUUCAUCAACAUGCACUGCAUCGAAAUCAACGUUCUCGAGGGGACAUUCCAGUUUGAUUCGUCGAUGCAGAGAAGCUUGAUAUUGCACGGAUUCGAUAAUGCAGCCGACCCUGUAAAGUAUUCGGGCAUUGUAGGCGGAGCUGUGCGGCACCGCGCGGUCGCGUUGUCGAUCCUGCGCGAUACUCGUCAGGCCUUGGAUGCAGUCCAUAGUCUCGCCAAAGCCGACACUGUGACGCUGACCGCGAUCUGCACAAGACCUUGA
Molecule: messenger RNA, 510 nt
Organism: Postia placenta MAD-698-R-SB12
Lineage: Eukaryota; Fungi; Basidiomycota; Agaricomycetes; Polyporales; Adustoporiaceae
Exons: 4
Coding region: 1-510 (169 amino acids)
Source: RefSeq, a predicted model, not a curated record